This is a messenger RNA of Phyllopteryx taeniolatus (common seadragon), 11659 nucleotides long. RefSeq names its product E1A binding protein p300 b (gene ep300b). Gene Ontology annotation, cellular component: nucleus; histone acetyltransferase complex; transcription regulator complex. Gene Ontology annotation, biological process: positive regulation of transcription by RNA polymerase II. The transcript has 30 exons. The record is from RefSeq and is a predicted model, not a curated record. Gene Ontology annotation, molecular function: protein binding; zinc ion binding; histone acetyltransferase activity. Bases 1783 to 10254 code for a protein of 2823 amino acids. Lineage: Eukaryota; Metazoa; Chordata; Actinopteri; Syngnathiformes; Syngnathidae.
CAUUUUGUUUGUGCGGACUGGCCGUCCGAGCGGAGGAGAUAACCGAGGGAAGGAGUGACUCCGGCGACCAGCGACAGCCGCUCUGAGAACCGCCGGCUGGCGAACAACCUGGUCAAAUCCCGUCCGUGCUACAAAGAGGGAAGACGACGUCACCGGAAAACAGAAGGCGGCUGUGGCGAGGAAGCGGGAGUCGGUGAUAUACAUAGAUAUAUAUACAUGUAUAUAUGAGAAGGAAAUACUCCGAAAAAAAUCCAAGGAAGGGGGUGUUUCGCGGAGCGGAGACGCGGAAGAGGGCUACAUAUCAGAACGUACGAAAAAAAAGGUGCAAGAUAAACAUGAAAGAUAAUAAUGCGUGCGUCGCGGAAGAAGGAAAGAGCCCACAUAGACAAUUAUAUAAAUAAAGUGCUACUGGGCAGAAGGGAGAGGUGGAAAGGAAGACAGGUUUAUAGAUAGGAGAAAUUGUCAGGAUCAACGCGAAGGGGGGGCAUUCUCCAUCACAAAGAGUCAACGAGGGUUUUUUUUUUUUUCAGCCCCAAGUAUUGUGAGGGGGGGUGUCAUUAUUGUUGUGCCAAUGUGAACCUUUCUGCUUCACAAAUAGCCAUAAUUUCCUCAGCGAGCCACCGUCAAUGUUUGUCACAUUAUCUCCGCGGCUCCGUUCCUGCUUCAGGUCUUUUUAAAAAAAAAAUCUAUUUUCCUCUUCUUGCGGACAGGCAAAGACACCAUCAAGAGCAAUGAGUGGGAAUAUUGGUUUCUCCGGUCUUGCUUUCAAGCGUUUGAACGAGAGUUAAAUGAAGGGAGAUGCUCAUCCGGAGCACAAGAUAAGUGAUCGUCUGUAAAAUCAAACAAGGCUAAUUGGAUCUAUCUGACUGGCCGCUGAUUGGCAAUUAGCACCUCGGUUGCCCUCCAGAACUGUGCUAGCCACGAAUAAAGUCUGCUUCAGAAUCCCUUGCACCGUUUGUGAUUUUUGCCAAGUUUCUCUGGUCUCGUUGCCUCGCCUGCAUGCUGCAAUAGGCACAAUCGCGCCGACGGCUUGCAACCAGCAGAUGUGCAAUAUGAGCCCGUUCUUGUGGACCCAGUGCCUUGCAUGAUCCUAACACCCAAGUGCACGGAUCAAUCUCACGUAUGACCAUUUUAGUUUUCUCUGGGCAGACCCUAUUCUUAAACGUCCUUGUGCAGCAUUGUCCAAUUCCCCUUCCACCAAAGCAGCACUUAAACCCUUUCGCAACGCACCAGUUGAUUGCCUUUUGGGAUUUAGAAAUCGGCAGCGAUGUAUCUCCAGCGGAGGGGAAAUUGGCAACGCAACUGAGGAUUCUCCCAGUGUUGCACGAGAAAAAGCAUCGCCCGUUUAUCGGGAUUCCCGUUGGACUUCUUACCGGAGCGUUUCAGACCUGAUCUACCGGAUUUCUCCGCCGACUAUGGCGGAUAAGACUGAGCAAGCGACGGAGGACGGAUCCUGGGACAAUUGUUGUGUCGUAGCCGAGGAGGCUACAUGAGGUUGUCAGCGGGCCGCACGUCGACUCCACCUUCCCACCUCCUUCUGUUCAAAUCUGCGAAGAAACAAACUCUCCGCCAGGGGAGGGGGGCUGAUCUCUGCACACAGGAAUAAAACCGAGACGGAGAGCGGUGGAACACUUCGACGUAGCCGUCCUCUCCCCUCCCGUCCCCCAAGCGGUGGGGGGGCGAUCAGAAGCAAUUCGGAUUAGAAGGCAAAAAUAAGGGAAACACGUUUACCCUCUGUGGAUCUAAAACUUUUUUUUCUCCCUUUUUGAAUUUGUCAAAAAUAUGGCCGAUAAUGUCUUGGAGUCCGGCCCUUCUUCAGCCAAGAGGCCAAAGCUGUCCUCUCCAGCGCUCUCCGUGUCUGCAAGUGAUGGAAACGAUUUUGGUUCACUCUUUGACCUUGAGCACGACCUCCCAGACGAGCUCAUCAGCUCCUCAGACCUGGGGCUGACCAAUGGAGGCGACAUCAACCAACUCCAUACCAGUCUCGGAGGGAUUGGUAUGGGAGGCCAGGAUGCUGCUGCAAAACAUAAACAGUUGUCUGAACUUUUGCGUACUGGGGCGCCUUCACAGCAGGUUGGCCCUGCUUCCAACACUACUGGACUAGGGGGUUCCAUGGGCAUAUUGGGAGGUGUCAACAUCUCCCCUGGUGCACCUCAAGGCAUACCCCCCCAGGGCCAGCAGCAGCAACCCGGACUCAUGCAGCAGGUUGGGAUGGUUGGAGGGGUUGCAUCACUGAAUCGGGUAACUGCAAUGAUGGGUGGCCAGAGGGGCAGCAAUGGACAGCAACAGCAAGGCAUGAUGGCGGGUCAUGUGUUGAACGGCUCGUCAAGAAUGGGUUAUCCGGGCAGUGCAGGCAUGGGUAACAACAGUAAUCUUUUAGCUGAAACCCUACAGCAGCAGCAGGGUGGUCAGCAAAUGGGUUCCGGUGGUCAGCCAGGUAUACGACCACAGCAGCCAGGAGCACUGAACAAGAUGAAUAUGAUUGCCAAUAUGGGCCCCUAUGGUGGUCCCUAUGGUCAGUCUGCUGGCCAGGGGCUGCCUGGAGCAGGGCUGAGCCCACAACUCCAGAAUAAGGCCGGAAUGGCCAACAAUUUGCCCAGCCAGUUUAACAUGGACAAGAAAGUGCCAGCGGGGCAAACCAUUCCUGGAAUGACGCCUCAGCAGCAGCAGCCUCCAGGCAUUGGCGGUGUAUCAGUCGGUGGAGCAGCAGUGGGAGCGGCUCAGGUUGGACUCGGUGCUGUAGGGGCAGGUCCCUGCACAACGCCCCCUACAGCAGACCCGGAGAAGCGUAAGCUUAUUCAACAGCAGCUGGUCCUUUUGCUCCACGCACAUAAGUGCCAGCGAAGGGAGCAGGCUAACGGGGAAGUGAGACAGUGCAACCUGCCUCAUUGUCGCACCAUGAAGAACGUACUGAACCACAUGACUCAUUGCCAGGCUGGCAAGUCUUGCCAGGUGGCGCAUUGUGCCUCAUCAAGACAAAUCAUCUCUCACUGGAAGAACUGCACGCGACAUGACUGUCCUGUAUGCCUGCCUUUGAAAAACGCUGGAGACAAAAGGAACCAGCAAUCUCUGGUCAGCAGUGCAGGCCUGGGUUUGGUGAAUUCUAUAGGUUCAGGAGUACCAGGUGGACAGUCUAAUACUCCAAACCUGAAUCCGCCAAAUCAGAUUGACCCCAGCUCCAUAGAGAGGGCCUACGCUGCUCUUGGUCUGACCUACCAGGGCAACCAGAUGCAGCAACAGCCACCCCAGGCCAACAUGCCAAACCAGGGGAUGCAGGGGCAACCUGGGAUGCGGAGUCUGAAUGUCAUGGGAGGAAAUUCAAUAGGAGUGAAUGGUGGCGUGCAGCCCCCUAACCAUCAGGCAUCCCUGCUUCCAGAUGCCAUGUUGCAAAAUACUUUAAAUGCUCAGAGUUUGAUGAGCGAUGGUGUGGGGAACCUGGGAUCCAUGCCUACUGCAGCUCCUCCUUCAGCAGCUAUGAGGAAGUCUUGGCAUGAAGACAUCACGCAAGACCUGCGCAACCACCUUGUGCAUAAACUGGUGCAGGCCAUCUUUCCCACUCCUGACCCAGCUGCUCUGAAGGACCGGCGGAUGGAAAAUCUGGUGGCAUAUGCUCGAAAAGUAGAGGGGGACAUGUAUGAGUCAGCCAACAGUAGGGCGGAGUACUACCACCUCCUGGCAGAGAAGAUCUACAAGAUCCAAAAGGAGCUUGAGGAGAAGAGGAGGACACGUCUCCAAAAGCAGGGAAUGAUGCCAGGUCAACCUGGCUUGGCCACCUCAGGCUUCCCACAGGGGCCUCUCAGCCUGGGUCAGCCCCCCAUGGCCCCAGGGCCACCUCUAAAUGGUCCUCAUGCUGAUCCGUCCAUGAUACGACCUGGAGGACCAAAUCAGAUGGCUAACAGGAUGCAGAACCCAGCAGGAAUUAACCAGUUUGGCCAGAUGGGGAUGCAGUCAAUGGGUCAAAGGUCGACACCUCCGCUUCCACUCAAUGCUCCAAUGAACCAGAUGGGUAUGGGAUCAGCAAGGAUGGGUCAGCCAAAUGUCACGCAGUUACAGAACCAGUACCUCCCACCAAGCCAGUUUCCUGGGUCAAGUCCUGGUCUUGGUUCUGGUCCUGUUGGCGUGAACCAGCCAGGAUCUCAGGCUGCAGUGCCGCUGCAGAACCAGAUGUCAACUCCGCCUUCGCUCCCUGCCGGCAGCCCUUCAGCCCAGUCUGCUACCCCUGCCCCUGGCUCUGCAGCCUCUGGCGGCUCUGUGGGGACUGUCUGUGGUAAAGGGCCUCUGCCCAACUUGCCUCCAUCCUCCACGUCAAACCAGCCCAACACAUUUCCUCACUGCCCACCCAUCCGAACAAACUCUCCCUCACCAGCACGCAGCUUAACACCUCAACCUCAUCAGACAGCUCCCACCAUACCUCGUUCUCAGACACCACAGCCACAGACCCCGGGUACACCCCAGCUGCCUCCUCAGCAUCAACAGCAAGCAUCUCAGCCGCAGCAACCAUCAGGGCAGGUGGGGAGCUCUGAGAAGGCUAUUCAGCUUCCACAGCAGACCCUUGGGGGUGUGACUACGUCAGGCCUCCAGGCAGGUCAGGCUUCUUUGGUGCCUAUCCAGAAUGCACAUGUGCCACUGCAGCUGCCCCCGACACCACUGUCUCCGAAGCCACCUGUAACAGCAGAUGUUCAGGUGUCUUCACCAGCCUCAGUCAGCAGCAGUACUGAGCCAAGCUCACAGCUUGGCCCUGCUCCCAUCCAAGAGGAUAUCAAAAUGGAAGUGAAAAAACAGGAGGAAGAAGAGGACGAAGGAGAUGAAACUCAAGGAGAGGGCAAGUGUCUGGGAAAGACGGGCAAAGUUGAGCCUGACGUUAAAGCGGAGGAGAAGUUUGAUAUAAAAAAAGAAAAAUUAUCAGAAGAAGGGUGUAAAGCAGAGGCCAUGGACACAUCUUCAUCCUCUGUGUCUUCGUCAGUGGAAACUGGGGAAGAUAAAAAGCCAGAGGUUAAAAAAGAGCCCAAAGAGCAAGAUGAGGCUUCUGUAGCUUCCCCAGCCAGCACUCAGAGCAAGAAGAAAAUCUUUAAGCCAGAGGAGCUGCGUCAGGCUCUGAUGCCCACCUUGGAGGCUCUGUACCGGCAGGACCCAGAGUCCCUCCCCUUCCGUCAGCCGGUGGACCCCCAGUUACUGGGAAUACCCGUACGUAUUCGAACUAGUAACAAAACUAACCUGGACUACUUUGACAUCGUGAAGAACCCCAUGGACCUGUCAACCAUCAAGCGGAAACUGGACACAGGGCAGUACCAAGAGCCUUGGCAGUAUGUCGAGGAUAUCUGGCUGAUGUUCAACAACGCUUGGUUGUACAACCGCAAGACAUCCCGUGUGUACAAGUACUGCUCCAAGCUGGCUGAGGUGUUUGAGACUGAGAUUGAUCCUGUCAUGCAGGGCCUAGGAUAUUGCUGUGGAAGGAAGUUUGAGUUUUCCCCCCAAACUCUAUGCUGCUAUGGAAAACAAUUAUGCACCAUCCAGCGUGAUGCUGCUUAUUUUAGCUAUCAGAACAGUUCACCAAAAUAUGGGCUUCUUGCUGACAGGUACCACUUCUGUGAGAAGUGUUUCAACGAAAUCCAGGGCGAGAGCGUCUCCCUGGGUGACGACCCCUCCCAGCCUCAGACGUCCAUCAGCAAAGACCAAUUCCAGCGAAAGAAGAAUGACACUCUUGACCCCGAGUUGCUUGUGGAAUGUACCGACUGUGGUCGUAAAAUGCACCAGAUCUGUGUCCUGCAUAAUGAAACCAUUUGGCCUUCAGGCUUUGUGUGUGACAACUGUCUCAAGAUGGCCAACAAGACACGGAAAGAGAACAAAUAUGCAGCUAAGAGGCUUCCUCAGACCAAGCUGGGGAGCUAUUUGGAGUCACGAGUGAAUGACUACAUCAAAAGGCAGAACCACCUUGAGGCUGGCGAGGUCACCAUCCGUGUGGUCCAUGUCUCCGACAAGGUGGUUGAGGUCAAACCAGGCAUGAAGUCCAGGUUUGUGGACAGUGGCGAGAUGUCAGAGUCUUUCCCAUACAGGAUGAAAGCCUUAUUUGCCUUUGAGGAUAUCGAUGGCGCAGAUGUGUGUUUUUUUGGAAUGCACGUUCAAGAGUACGGCUCUGAUUGCCCACCUCCCAACCAGAGACGAGUGUAUAUCUCUUACCUGGACAGUGUUCACUUCUUUAAACCUCGACACCUCAGGACCGCUGUUUAUCAUGAGAUAUUGCUUGGUUACCUGGAAUAUGCAAAGAGGCUGGGGUUUACAACAGGCCAUAUCUGGGCGUGUCCUCCCAGUGAGGGCGAUGAUUACAUCUUCCAUUGUCACCCAGCGGACCAGAAGAUCCCCAAGCCAAAAAGGCUGCAAGAGUGGUACAAGAGGAUGCUGGACAAGGCGGUCUCUGAGCGUAUCGUCCAUGACUACAAGGACAUCUUCAAACAGGCAACAGAGGACCGCCUGACAAGUGCGAAGGAGCUGCCAUACUUUGAGGGAGACUUUUGGCCCAACGUACUGGAGGAGAGCAUCAAGGAGCUGGAGCAGGAGGAGGAGGAGAGGAAGAGGGAGGAGAACAGUACCUGCAAUGAGAGUACUGAUGCCACAAAAGGAGACAGCAAGAAUGCCAAAAAGAAGAACAAUAAAAAGACGAGCAAGAACAAGAGCAGCUUGAGCCGUGCCAACAAGAAGAAGCCAGGGAUGCCCAACGUGUCCAAUGACCUUUCCCAGAAACUCUAUGCCACCAUGGAGAAACAUAAGGAGGUCUUCUUUGUCAUCCGACUCAUCGCUGGCCCCACCGCCAACUCGCUGCCCCCCAUCACUGACCCUGACCCCCUGAUGGCCUGUGACCUGAUGGACGGCCGGGACGCCUUCCUGACGUUGGCAAGGGACAAGCACCUGGAGUUCAGCUCUCUCAGGAGGUCCAUGUGGAGUUCCAUGUGUAUGUUGGUGGAGCUCCAUAAUCAGAGCCAGGACCGUUUUGUCUACACUUGCAAUGAGUGUAAACAUCAUGUGGAGACACGCUUCCACUGCACUGUUUGUGAGGACUAUGACUUGUGCAUCACCUGCUAUAACAUUAAAGGCCACGAGCACAAAAUGGACAAAUUGGGGCUUGGGCUGGAUGAUGACAGCAACAACCAGGCAGCGGCAGCUACCCAGAGUCCGGGAGACUCUCGCCGCCUGAGCAUCCAGCGUUGCAUCCAGUCACUGGUCCACGCUUGCCAGUGCCGCAAUGCCAACUGCUCGCUGCCAUCGUGCCAGAAGAUGAAGCGUGUUGUUCAGCACACCAAAAGCUGCAAACGCAAGACAAAUGGCGGCUGUCCUAUUUGCAAACAGCUCAUCGCUCUGUGCUGCUAUCAUGCCAAACACUGUCAGGAGAACAAAUGUCCUGUGCCCUUCUGCCUCAACAUCAAGCAAAAGCUCCGGCAGCAGCAACUGCAACAUCGGCUCCAACAGGCGCAGAUGUUAAGAAGGCGGAUGGCCAGCAUGCAGAGGGUGGGGCAGCCUGCUGGGGGUCAACCAGGAGGACCUGUCAUGGGACUUCCGUCACCAGGCACAAAUGGCAUAACUGCACCCAGUACGCCGACAUCUGUUGGAACUCAACCUGCAACUCCUCAGACACCGACGCAGACCGUGCCCUCGCUCCCUCAACAAGGAUUGGGGCCUGGCCCCGGACUUCAACAAGCUCCUCAACCAGGUGGGAUGUCUGUGCAAGGUGGCAUGCCUCCUCAGCAGCAACAGCUUCACCACCAGUUUCAGCAGAUGCCAGGUGGAGGAGGCGGCACCGGAGGCAUAAUGAGCUCCCCUCAACAUCAGCACCACAUGCUCACGCAGGUGCAGCAACAGCAAAGUGGGCCAGGAACCAACCAUCAACAACUCCACCAACACCCAAACAACAUGCCAGCAUUUGCCAGCAGGCCUCCUGGUUCCUCUCCAAUCCACCAAUCCCAAGGAAAACCUGUUCUCGGAUCAGCGACGCCUCCUCGGCAACAACCCGGUUGCCCCAUCAUGGCUGGUAACAUCGGGGGCCAGCCUCCCAACCAACCCCAAGGCCAGCCAGCUCUUCCACAGCAGCAGCAACCUUCUGGCCCUCCACCAGCUGCAGUUGAGAUCGCGAUGAAGAUCCAGAGGGUGGCCGACGCCCAGAGGAAGAUGGCCCUGCAGAGACAAGUGGCUGCAGGCCUGAUGCCUCCUCACCCCCACCAUCAACAAGGCCAAGGUCAACCGAUGCCCUUGGGACACCCGGGGACUGGAGGGCCGGUUGGACCGCAGGGCGUGCCGCCACAAAACCAAGCUGCAAUGCAGUCCGCCCGGGCCCACAUGGAGCAGCAUCAGAGUGCUCCAGCUGGGAUGAUGGUCGGCGCUGGUGGGGCCAUGCUACAUCAACAACAGCAACAGCAACAGCAACAGCAGCAGCAGCAGCAGCAGCAAGGCAACAUUCCACAGGGCCAGAUCCCAUCUCAGGUUCAACUUCAACAGCAGAGGAUGGGCGCUCCACUUCAAAACCCACAACAGCAGUGGACAGGCCAAGGGAUGCCCCCCCAGCAGAGACAGGCCAUGAUGAACCAAAUGGGCCAUCAUCAAGUUUUGAUGGUAGCGCAACAGCAGCAGCAACAACAACUGCAGCAGCAACAAGCUCAGAGCCAUAAUGCCAUGAUGAAUAUGGCUCAACAACAGCAACAGCAGCCGCCAGGUGCCGCUGGUGUGGUGCUAGGAGGGGCUGGGCCCGGGGCCGCAGGCGUCCCAGGAGCCGGCGCAGGCGGCAACAUCACCCAGGCGGCACUACAGGAUCUUUUACGCACUCUUCGCUCGCCCAGCUCGCCGCUCCAGCAGCAACAAGUCCUCAACAUCCUACGCUCCAACCCUCAACUAAUGGCCGCUUUCAUUAAACAGAGGGCCUCAAAGUACAAGGGGGGGGCAGGAGGUCCCGCACCCACUGGGGGGCCUGCCGGGAACGUCAUUGCUGGAGGGGGGCCACAGGUGAACAUGAGUGCGGCCGGCGCGGGCCAGUCGGGGAUGCACAUGGGGGCCCAGGGUGGGACAAACAUCGCCACUAUGGCCCAGCUACAGCAAGUGCAGCAGCAGCAGCAGAUGCAACAGCAAAUUCAACAGCAGCAGCAGCAGCAGUUGCAACAGCAGCAGCAGAUGCAACAGCAGCAGAGACCAGUCCUUAGUGGUUUACAGCAGCAGCAAGUUGCAGCUCUCCAGCAGCAACAAGCCGCAGGAAGAGGUCUGCAGGGCCAGGGACCACAAAUGGCGAAUCUUAACAAUCCCCAAUUCAGAGAACUGCUCAUGAGGAGACAUCUGCAGCAGCAGCAGCAGCAGCAGCAGCAGCAAUCACAACAACAGCAUCAACAGCAAAUGGGGGUCAACCACGGUCAGUGUCAGCAGCCCCAGCCCCCACAGGGCCAGGGUUACAUGGGCCAGCCUGGGAUGCAGCCACCCCCAGUGGGACAGGGCCCCCCAGGAGGUCCACCCCUCGGCCCUCAGCAGCCCGGGGGUCCCCCUAACCAGCAGGGUCCGAGUUACCCGGGCUCAGCCCAGCAACAGGCCACAGCUGCACUGCAGCAAAGGCUCCAGCAACAACACCAACACCACCUCCAGAUGCAGCAGCAGAACGCCAUGGCAGGCCUCCCCGGGGGGGAUUCCGGGCCUGGGGGCGGGGGCAGCGUGGGACCCCCGCAGCCCCCCCAGGCCCCUCAGACCGGUCAAAACGGCCCCCCGCCUUCUCAGGCCCUGCUUCAACAGGCCCUCCACCAGAGGUUGCUUCACCAACAGCAACAUCUCGCCACCGGAGGCUCGCCGGCACAGCACAGCAAUCCCAUGAGCCCCCAGCAGCCCCCCCAGAUGGCCCAGUCCCCUCACCCUCACCUCCAGGGCCAGACGCUGCCCACCUCCCUGGCCAACCAGGUGCGCUCCCCCCAGCCCUCACCCAGACCCCAGUCCCAACCGCCACACUCCAGCCCGUCACCACGCAUGCAGCCCCAGCCGUCCCCUCACCACAUAUCUCCCCAGAUGCAGACGGGAUCCCCCCACCCGGCCCACCUGAACCAGCACCACCCAGGUAUGGUGGUCCCACAGCAGCCUUCGUCCCAGCAGCAGCAGCAGAACUCUAUGGAACAGUUUGGCUCGGACCAGAGUGCCAUGUUAUCUCAGCUGAGUGGGAUGGCGGGUCUCCAUGGACAGGGGGGAAGCAGUCAGGACCCACUGGGCCAGAACUUAAAUCACAACCCUUUAGACAUCAUGUAGGAAUUCUACUUAACGUGUCAUGUUGAGCUGGGGGGAAAAAAGCUCUGAUUCUUCGCACAAACUGCACUCAUCCAGGACAGUGUUAUCUAUCUUUAUUAUCUAGCCUUUCUUUAUAUAUAUAUAUAUAUAUAUAUAUAUAUAUAUAUAUAUAUAUAUAUAUAUAUAUAUUAUUAAAUGUUAUUUAAAAUGUUUUCAAUAAAGAUACAUUGAACUGAACUUCCUAUGGGAGAUGGACAAUAAAUCAAGCAGUCAUUAAAUAAAAUAGAAUAAAUGAAUUGUAAGUUAUUGCUGUUUAAUAUAUUUUUUGCCAAUUGUGGACAAAGGGGAGGGGGGUUGUGUCGUGCCCCCGCGUCUUGCAGAAUACAGUACAUAAAAGGUAAUAUUUUUGGGAGGUAUGUGAUUUAGAGGGGGCAAAUGCCUUUUUAAGAAACGUUUUUAAGUGUUCAAGAAUUAAAGAGGAAGUGGAAUAAUGCAAAUAACUUUUUUUUUUUUUUUAAUGGAUUGUUUCCCGCCAUUCAGUCUGUUUUUGUUUUUGCAGAGUGAAAAUGCUAUUAUAUUAUUCAUGUCAAUCCAAACAUGAUGCAUAUCUUCCUUUUAAUGUUUGGGUUUGCUUUAUUUAUUAUCUUCUUUUGGGGUGGGGGCAUUAUGUAACUUGACUGCGCUACAGUUCCUAUAGAAAUCUAUUUUUGUUAUUGAGUGUUCAAAUGGGGUUAGUGGAUGUUUUUGGUUAACUUUUCAUGUCUUUAGUUGUACGUGUGUGUUCCCGGGCGGGAAAAAUUCCGAUGUCAGUGUUUUCUUGCAGUUGUCACCAGUCUGCUGUGAGUUUGACAUGUCGAGAGGACACGUUGUGAUGUCUCGGCCAGCUUCUGUAAGGGACAUCCGCCAUGCUGGAAGGGAGAGUUCCCUCGCAAACAUGCAGGCCCUCUCCCUCGAAUGUGUGUGUACUCCUUCCUUAAAAGACACUUGUUCUGGAGCAUGGGAGACUUGGGGAGGGGGGCUGCAUACCUGUGUGCCUGUAAUCUUUUGAGUACAUCGGCUGGGAUGUGAAACAUGAGCGUGAUGGGCUCCUUGUAUUGUUUUUUUGUUUUUUUUACAAUUCUCCUGCUUGGAUUAAAAGGAGAAUAUUGAUCCAAAUGAACUGUGUUGCACAGAAAUGAGGAGAAUGCAGGAGAUAUGAACAGUCAUUCUCCAUCUUUCUGCCUCUUCCCAGUUGCUGCUUCCCUUGGACUCCCCCCUCCCUGCUCGCCUCUGCCAGGGGGAGAGUAGCGCUCCCCCAAAGUCCAUUCUCUAUCUUUCUGCUAAGACCUUUGGGAGUUUAUUUAAUAUUUUUUACUGUACAAAGGAAAAACUGUGGACUUAAAUACUGUUGGUUUUUUUAUAUAUAAUAAAAUGAAAAUGAACAUUA